Rubroshorea leprosula is the source of this 1681-nucleotide messenger RNA. Lineage: Eukaryota; Viridiplantae; Streptophyta; Magnoliopsida; Malvales; Dipterocarpaceae. The record is from the annotation of a GenBank genome assembly.
GAAAGGAUCAUGAGCCACAAUCUCCUUAAUCUCAAUUUUUAGAACCUUUAGCAUUGGGCUUUUCAGAUUCAUGACCACUUUGUAACCAGAAGUAUCAAUACCAAGUCAUUUUAGGAAGUGCGGUAACACUUUGGAAGCAGCUCGAUGUGCUGAUGGGUGCGAACCGUAAUGGUGACGUAAAGGAGGUGAAUCGGAAGUACUACGAUCGCGAUGUGUGUCGCCUGUACUUGUCUGGCCUUUGUCCUCACGAGUUCUUCUAAUUAACGCCAAAGGCUAUGUCUCCUCACAUAUUCUGGAGGACCUGAGCAAUAGUACCAAAGAAUGGUCAACCAUUCACAUCAUUUGGUAUGCCUUUAAAUGGCAGAUUAGCAUGACAAAGUAAUGAUGUGUCACAGUCUCACUUUUGUUGUGGCCUUUGUAAACGAGUUUUUGAGAAUUCUAGAGAAAUUUCUCUUGUUAGGGAAUUUAACAAAUGAUUGGUUUGGGAGUUUAAUAUAUGAUUGGUUUUUGGUGAUUUAUAUCAAAUCCGUAAUAUUACAUUGCUUGACUUGAUGACUUCCCAGUAGGCCAUAUCGUGUGUGAUUUUUGAAGCCUUUUUACAAGUUUUUUUUUUUGAAGUGCUAAAUUCUGUACACACAACAAUUAUGUUGCAUAAUAUUUUCUUUGUACUUUGUCUUAAUAUUUACUGUGGAUAAAUUGUGUAAAUUUUAUGAUUAGCUUUGGGGUGUACAUGAUAUCUUUUUGAUUUGCAGAUCUUGAAGGCAAGAUAGUUCUUAAAAUAUGAGCUCUAGAAGAAGUAGAAGAGUUAGAACUAAAAGAGCAGAUAAACAGUCAACGCUGCUUUUGGAUGCAUUCAAUAAAGAUCGGGCAUCUUUGCCCCAACCAUUGCCCAACCCUCCAUCUUUGGCACCACUGCCUGUGCCUGCACCUGAUCCUCGGACCCAGGAAAAGAUAAAUGAGAAGCUGAAGAAAGCUGAGGAUCUUGGUGAGAAGGAGAUGGUAGACGAGGCACAAAAAGCAUUAGAAGAGGCUGAAGCACUCAAGAAGGUUUCUAUUUGAGAAUUUAGUAGUGUUAUUUCUGUAGAUUGAUUUUUAUUAACUUGCACCAUUUCCUUCUCCUUGGUAUGCCUUAUUUAUGGAUAAUUGUUUUCCAUAUAUGUUCAGCUCUCUGCCUGACAGGAGCCUGUUCUGGAUUCCUCAAAGUAUAUUGCUGCUGAUGUUCGCAUUACUGAUCAAAAGCUACAUGUUUGUGAUAUUCGUGGAGCAUUUUUGAGUUCUUUUGAUAGUGAUCAAUGUUUAGCAGAUCAUUUUGGAGGCAAACUUUAUUUAGGCUAUAUGCAAAUCUGUGAUAAAUAAGCAGAACUUCAGGUAAGAUGAUUUACAUGCUUAGUAUAUGCGACUUUCUAUGGUGGCUCUGCUUUAAGUGUUACAUUAGGCUAGGGAUAGUGCCUGGCAUCCAAGAUGUUGGUUGUAUAAAUUGUCUGAACAAUCCACUUACUAUGUCUAUUAUUAUUAUUUUUUUAAAUAAUCACAACUUUAUUUGAAUGCUGUUACCUAAUGGAUUCUAGUAAAACAACAAAUUAAUACAUCUUUUCCAGAUACCCUUAAGUUUGUAUUGUGAAUAUGUUGGUUAGGGGCUAGUAUAAUGUUUCUCAUUCUUCAAUAGAGAUUCUCAGUUAGU